AUGAAGCUCUUUCAGAUCAUCCUUGCAAUUCUCAUUGGAUUGUCAUCUACAGUCUUAUACCAGUACCGCGAAAGCGUGUCCGAUUUUGCGACACUUGCGAUAGCUUCUCUUUCGAACCGCUACAGCGACUUUAUCAGCAAAGCAGCAUUGAACAAGACAGCAUCUUCUGAAGCAGCAAAGAAAGACAGCAGCUUUCCAAACCUGGGCUACCCCGCACACCACCUCAUAGUCACCGAAAUGUCCGCCCAACGAGCCGUCGCAAAGGUCGUUCGAGCCAUCGAACAGGCCGAAGGCGCCGGAGCGCGAGUUAGACGGUCAAUCGGCACACGAUCACAGCGCAACUUCAGCCCCUUCCUCAUGCUCGAUCACUUUUCCACAACGGCCGGCUUCCCUGACCACCCUCACCGUGGUCAAGAGACAAUCACAUAUCUCCUCGACGGAGUCGUCGACCACGAAGACUUCGCCGGCAACGCCGGAACCCUCUACUCCGGCGACCUCCAGUUCAUGACCGCCGGCCGCGGCAUCAUCCACGCCGAGAUGCCCCGCAAGCACGACGACGGCCGACCAAACGUCGGCCUCCAGCUCUGGGUCGACCUCCCCAAGGAGCUCAAGUACUGCGAGCCUCGCUACCGCGACCUCCGCGCCGCCGAGAUCCCCUCCGUCACCGUCGACGACGGCCGCGCCACCAUAAAGGUCAUCUCGGGCCAGAGCCACGGCGUCGACUCCGUCAAGGAGCUCGCCUACACCCCGGUCUGGCUGCUCGACUUCCUCCUGCGCCCCGGCGCAAAGGUCACCCAGGCCCUCCCCAAGGGCUGGAACGCCUUCGCCUACGUUCUCGACGGCAACGUCGUCGUCGGUGAGGGGGCCCAGGCCAAAAAGGCCGAGCAGUACGACAACGUCUUUUUCGAGCAGGAAGGCGAUGUUAUCCACCUGUCAACUGAAGCAAGCGCCACAAAGGAGGCCCGAGUCUUCGUCAUCGCUGGCACUCCUCUCGACCAGCCCGUCGUGCAAUACGGCCCCUUUGUUCUCAACUCCGAACAAGAGAUCAUGAAGACCUUUUCUGAUUUCCAGAGCCACGAAAAUGGUUUCGAGCGCGCCAAGAACUGGAGGAGCAAGAUUGGCGAUCGUGUGUAUUAA
Trichoderma aggressivum f. europaeum is the source of this 1137-nucleotide messenger RNA. RefSeq lists its product as uncharacterized. NCBI's taxonomy places the organism in Eukaryota, Fungi, Ascomycota, Sordariomycetes, Hypocreales, Hypocreaceae. The transcript is spliced from 3 exons. The record is from RefSeq and is a predicted model, not a curated record. The coding region runs from base 1 to 1137 and encodes 378 amino acids.